CACACACACACACACACACACACUCAUUUUCACUCACACACACACUCAUCCAUAAACACACACAAUGUCAUCUUAUGUACCUCCACACCUCCGCAAAUCAUCAGCCGCCACCGCCACAACAACCACCACCACCAAAACCACCACCGCCACGUCAGCAACCCUAGAAAACCACAAACUGAACUCGAAUUCAAUUAACAAUGCGUUUUCCAAUGCAGCUUCGCCGCGCCGGAACUCUACGAACAACCACAGCCAACCGUCGCGAGCCUUAGCUGUACCUAACGUAGUUUUUCCUCAAUGGAAGCCUUCCGAACGCGUUCUCCGCCUUAAACCUGAGCAGAUAGAAGAGGUCAGAUUACGACUCAAUGUUGAUGUUACUGUCACUCCCGACUCUCCGGCUGCACCUGCACCAAUUGAAUCUUUUACAGACAUGUGCCUGGAUGCAAGCAUCAUGAAGGAUAUCGCCAUUCAUGAAUACUCCACACCAACUUCUAUUCAGGCACAGGCAAUGCCUGUUGCUCUAAGUGGAAGGGAUCUUUUGGGCUGUGCAGAAACAGGCAGUGGGAAAACUGCCGCAUUCACAAUACCCAUGAUACAGCAUUGUAUAGCUCAGCCUUCUGUUCGGCGUGGAGAUGGCCCAUUAGCACUAGUGUUGGCUCCCACCAGAGAGCUUGCACAGCAGAUAGAGAAAGAGGUGAAGGCCUUCAGUCAAUCAUUGGAGUCUUUUAGAACUGCGAUUGUUGUGGGUGGAACAAACAUCUCUGACCAGAGGUCUGAGCUUCGGGCAGGAGUAGAGAUUGUGGUUGCUACUCCUGGAAGAUUUAUUGAUCAUUUACAACAAGGAAACACGUCUCUUACACGGAUUUCGUAUGUUGUACUGGACGAAGCAGAUAGAAUGCUUGAUAUGGGUUUUGAACCUCAAAUAAGAGAGGUAAUGCAUAAUCUUCCAGAAAAACAUCAAACGUUGUUGUUCAGCGCGACUAUGCCGGUAGAGAUCGAAGCACUAGCACAGGAAUAUCUGACAAAUCCAGUACAAGUCAAGGUUGGAAAAGUUAGCAGCCCAACAGAGAAUGUAUCCCAAACUUUGGAGAAAAUUACUGAGAAUGAAAAGAUUGAUCGACUACUAUCUUUGCUUGUUGAGGAGGCUGCACUGGCUGAAAAUUUAGGCCACCCAUUUCCUUUAACUAUCGUAUUUGUGGAACGGAAGACAAGGUGUGAUGAAGUUGCUGAAGCUUUGGUGGCUCAGGGAUUAAAUGCUGUUGCUCUUCACGGAGGCCGAACUCAGAGUGAAAGAGAGGGCGCCUUGCGUGAUUUUAGGCAUGGUCCUACUAAUAUCUUGGUUGCUACAGAUGUCGCAUCUCGGGGUCUGGAUGUUACAGGAGUUGCUCAUGUAGUUAAUCUGGACCUUCCAAAGACAAUGGAGGACUACGUUCACCGAAUUGGAAGGACAGGUCGUGCAGGAUCAACGGGCCGAGCUACUUCAUUUUAUACAGAUCGUGAUAUGUUCCUAGUAUCACAAAUAAGAAAAGCAAUAGCAGAUGUUCAAUCUGGGAACACCGUGGCUUUUGCCACCGGCAAGGUUGCUAGGAGGAAAGAGCGGGAAGCAGCUAUUGCUCAAAAAGAAGCAAGGAUUUCCCAAUCGAAGCUUUCACCCACAUCCAUUAAUGUAGAAGACAAGUACAAGUACAUGAUUGCCCCUGCAAUGAUCAAGAAAGAGGGUUCUGCAGAUGAUGCUUGGGACGAUUAAUACUACAAAAAUUGACUUUCCACGUUCCCGAUCCUUCUCCUGUUAAAGUCCUACCACUAGUCUUUAAAAAGAAAAGGAAAUCUUUUUGGCCUUACUAUUCAAACGUGACAACAAUAAGGUAUAGAAUCAGAGGUUGGUAGAUAGUGUAGGCUGUGUAUAAUUUGCAUUUUGAACUCGUAUCUUAGGGUAUAGACAUGGUUGAGAAAAAACUUCAUAUUAUUACGAAA
Erigeron canadensis is the source of this 1971-nucleotide messenger RNA. RefSeq names its product ATP-dependent RNA helicase DBP2-like. Bases 65 to 1744 code for a protein of 559 amino acids. The transcript is spliced from 14 exons. Gene Ontology annotation, molecular function: nucleic acid binding; RNA helicase activity; ATP binding. The record is from RefSeq and is a predicted model, not a curated record. Lineage: Eukaryota; Viridiplantae; Streptophyta; Magnoliopsida; Asterales; Asteraceae.